AAAUGAUGGACAGGAAGCCAAAGGUGAUGUUUCACAGUGGCACCAUCAAGAGUGAACUCGGAGAGGAUGUACAACUGGAAUGUAUCUUCAGCGGCAGACCUCUACCAAAGAUAUCGUGGACACGUUCUGACGAGGUCCUCAAAUCACGUGGCAGAGUUCUGGUCUCUCACGGUUUUGUGGUCAUCAAGAACGUGACUGAGGCUGACCACGGAGUAUAUACAUGUACAGGGGAGAACAUCGCAGGGUCUGAGUCUUCAUCUGUUACUUUCGACGUAUUAAGGACGAGUAACACCGAUGUCUCCGUCACGGUCAGUGCCGUUACAGUAGCUGUUUCAGUUGUGGCGCUCAUCGCCAUGGUGCUUUGCGGUUUAAUCCUGGGUGUUGUGGUUUGGCACAAGAAGACAACAGCAAGGAAAUCAACAGCAAGGAAAUAA
This is a messenger RNA of Haliotis rufescens (red abalone), 434 nucleotides long. RefSeq names its product contactin-5-like. The transcript has 4 exons. Gene Ontology annotation, biological process: axon guidance; cell adhesion. The record is from RefSeq and is a predicted model, not a curated record. Lineage: Eukaryota; Metazoa; Mollusca; Gastropoda; Lepetellida; Haliotidae. Gene Ontology annotation, molecular function: protein binding. The coding region runs from base 3 to 434 and encodes 143 amino acids. Gene Ontology annotation, cellular component: plasma membrane.